Messenger RNA from Anolis sagrei ordinatus, 3429 nucleotides. Lineage: Eukaryota; Metazoa; Chordata; Lepidosauria; Squamata; Anolidae. The record is from RefSeq and is a predicted model, not a curated record.
CAGGCAGGAAGUGAGGUGUCCUUGCGGGGCACGCUGGUUUGCUAGUCGCGAGGCCAGUCAGGCGGAGAAAGGGACCGGGAAAAGGAAGAAGAGCAGUGGCAGCAUGACAGCCGCGGCGCCGGAGUGAAUGCAGCGGGCUGCUCCGGGGACGGGUGGGCUUGGCAGGCAGGAUAUACCACAACUCAACUGGGAACAAACUUGUAAUGUUACUGAAGAGGACGCAUAGAAGAAACUUCCUGAUGAUCAUUGACUGACAGCUGUGCCUGAUGUGGUUUAGUGGACAUCUCAUUAGUUGGAACAACUUGUUCAAUAUUUCUUUAUUUGAUUUACCAGGAUCUAAAAGAUGGAUUAUUUUCGGGCCUGCACGUUGCUUUUUACACUGAUAUUAUCAAGAGGCGUCACGUCUGACAUGGAGAAGAUGAAUCCAGAUUCGGGGUUUGAAAUCUAUAAGAAGUUGUUUGAAGUGAAACGCAAAGACCAGAUGAAUGCCCUGAAGAACCUGAUUGAACUCAAUGAUGUGAACCAACAAUACAAGAUCAUAGACAUCAUGCUCAAGGGCCUUUUCAAAGUCCUUGAAGACUCACGGGCAGUGCUUAUAGCAGCAGAUGUUCCACCAGAUGGGCCAUUUCCUCAGGAUGAAAAGCUAAAGGAUGCAUAUUCCCAUGUGGUAGAGAACACUGCCUUUUUUGGUGAUGUAGUCUUACGCUUUCCAAAGAUAGUACAUCAUUACUUCGAUCGCAACUCCAACUGGCACAACUUAAUCCGUUGGGGGAUCAGCUUCUGUAACCAAACUGGCGUCUUUGACCAAGGAUCCCAUUCACAAGUACUAGGACUGAUGGCCCAAGAGCUGGGGAUUAGUGAGAGAUCUCCAGACUACCGAAAUCCCUUUAAAACUGAUAACUCUGAAUUCUUCCCCAGUGCAGACACAUUCCAGAAGGCUCUCCGGGAAGAAGAGAAGCGAAGGAAGAAAGAGGAGAAACGGAAGGAAAUCCGCAAGGGGCCUCGCAUCUCCCGCUCACAGUCUGAGUUGUAAUGCGGCUGCCACCUGCCCUGUCACUGUGGUUUGUGCUGGUGUUAAUUGAGGCAGCUGGAAAAGAGCAUCCCAGUCCCUUGGUGACCUCAGGAAAAUGCCAGGAAGUUGAAGUUUUGUUUUGUCAAGUCCGGGAGAUUUUAUUUCUUCUUUCAGCAGGACAUUGUCACCUAUUGGACUGAGCUGGGAGAAAGGGCCAAAUGGAGGUGGAGUUUUUGAGCACAGAUUUCCUAGUGGGGAGACUUUUCUGGGUACCUGGAAUGUAUAGAGUUUGUCAGAAACCAUUCUUACAUUUCUGUGUCUUUUUAAAAAUUUGUUUGUUUAUUUCCCAUGGCUUUGCCAAUUAGUAAUCUGAAGGAUGCUGGUUGGGAGGGGAAAGGGAAGGGAAUUUCUCUGGUAUGUUCUGCUUCUAUAGCGAAUAACACAGGACAUAACGUUUUGUGUGAAGUCAAGAGGUCAGUGUGACAUGGGGACAACAUGGUGGGGCUUACAUUGUGAGACUCAUGUUGUAUUAGAGAUACACAUUUUUGGGAAAUACUUCAUGAUAGAGGGUAUUCUUAAACUGCCAUGUGUUGAAAUGUACCCAUGCCUUGGGAUAUAUCAAAGAAGUGUUUUUAAAGUAUCAUGGCUAUCAAAAUCCUUUUUGAUUAAAUGACAUCUUGCUUUUGUCAAAGUGUUCCUCUUUUUCAUCAAAUUGUUUCAUUCCUGAAAAAGGGAGAAAACAAACAAAUUUCGAUCUGGGAAGAUGGUUAGAAAGGGUAUGCAUCAUGGAGGUGUGUCUUAGAAUCAUAGAGUUGGAAGAGACCUCCUGGGCCAUCAGGUCCAACCCCCUGUCAAGAAACGGGAAAAUUGUAUUCAAGUCUUGACUUGAACAAAGAAAGAAAGGCACGAUAGUAGACUGUUUUGCAUCAUGGUUCUGUAUCAACUGGUUUUGUUGGUAUUGGGUCUCGAUGCUGCUCUUAAUGGUCAUAAUGUUGUCAAAAACAGUAUUACCAGCGCUGCACAAGGAUUAAUUGCCGAAAAUGUCAUGAAGUUGAAGACCUCGUUCUCUUUUCUUAUGACAGACUAAUCCGUUUUCCCCACCAAUACUUGGACAUAUCGGUGAUGCAGACUGCCAUAUAAAUUCCUUUGUCCAGUGAUGAAAGCAGGAAACAGUUUUGUCUGUGGCUUCUGACUUUUGACUUUUCGUUACAGUCCCUUCCCUCACUUAAUACUUGCUUUAAUAUGUUGGUGAUGACCCUUAUUUUGAAAUGACAGGAGGACAAGGAAUCAAAUGUACCACUGUUCUAAUACAGAAGAUAAAACAGAGAGUCUGACAAUGUGAUUUUGUUCUCUAUUCUUACCAUUACAAGUAUACUAAAAAAACAUAGCAAUUGGGUAUUCCUCUUCCAGUCAGUGGAAUUUUGAGGAUGCGUUCUUGCUAAUCUACUACCUUAUUGUUCCAGAAAAAAACUGAUUUUUUUCUUGACCUUCCAGCUAUUUCAUGUUGGCUUCUUCCUAGAGCAGUGGUUCUCAACCUGGGGUCCUCAGAUGUUUUUGGCCUAAAACUCCCAGAAAUCCCAGCCAGUUUACCAGCUGUUAGGGUUUCUGAGAGUUGAAGGCUAAAACUUCUGGGGACCCACAGGUUGAGAACCACUGUCCUAGAGCUACGCAGUUAAGCUUUCAAUUAUGCUAUUGCAGUGGUUCUCAACCUGUGGGUCCCCAGAUGUUUUUGGCUUUCAACUCCCAGAAAUCCUAACAGCUGGUAAACUGGCUGGGAUUUCUGAGAGUUGUAGGCCAAAACACCUGGGGACCCACAGGUUGAGAACCACUGUACUAUUGGCUUUAUAUUAGAGAAAGACUGACGUUGGCCAUAGUCAAUGCUCUCUUUCCAUUUCAUAUUUCUCCACUGAUGAGUUGAAUUGUGGAUUCACACAUUAACACAUGAGCACACUCUGGGCAUUUGGCCCCAAAAUGACACUGUUUUGGCACAAUGGGUAGCUUUUGUCCAGGACUGGAAUUGAUCCAGACCAAGAAAAAUCUCAAAAUUCAGAUGACUGGGGCAUCGUACUUCCCCAUCCUGUAUGACCACUUGCUGUGCUAUCACUAGGCACACAUGUUACUUCUAUCAAGGCCAGUUUUGGAAAAAAAUUUAUUUUCAGGCCUUGAAUGAAUUGCACAGCUGUCUAGGGUAGCUUGCUUUUGCCAAUGGAAGAUUAUUUUGUGGGGAAGGAGGGUAUUUCUGUGGAUGCUGCAGAUUUCGAUGUGCUGCCUUCAGGCUGUUUACAAGGCUAAAGAUGGAGAUUACUUUUAUUUUCUAUGAAGAGAGAUGGUUACGCUUUGUUUGUUUUUCCGAUAUGUAUUUAAACUGGAAAUUAACUUUGCGUUUCUUGAAUAAAAUUGAACGUUUUAAAAACCCA